AUGAACAAAUCCUCCACCCUCCAAUUCCGCGGACGCCUGCACGACCGCGCCCGCAAAGGCGAGCGCUUGACGGACGAGGAAAUCGGCGAGAUCACGCGUGAGAGCGCCGAGUUGGCGGGCGCGGAUUCCGGGCCCACAGAAGAAGUCAACCCGCAACAGGCGCAGUGGGCUACGCAGGCGGAUCAGAUCCUUAGCAAGCCGGCGAAUAGGAUUAGUCGGGUGGAUGCUAGUGAGUUGCAUUCGAAGGAGGUCAGCCAUCCAGUAUUCCUGCAUAUGCUAUAUGGUUGUAUUGGGGGUGAUGCUGACUGGUUUGGUUGGCUGCAGGCACGCGCUUUUGAGAACCUCCCUGCUCAGGGAUCUGUCGCGUCGCAUGUGCAGUCUGUGGCGGAUAGGAAUGAGCGAUAG
Rasamsonia emersonii CBS 393.64 is the source of this 405-nucleotide messenger RNA. RefSeq lists its product as uncharacterized. Lineage: Eukaryota; Fungi; Ascomycota; Eurotiomycetes; Eurotiales; Trichocomaceae. The record is from RefSeq and is a predicted model, not a curated record. The transcript has 2 exons. The coding region runs from base 1 to 405 and encodes 134 amino acids.